GUGCUUCUGGACCGAUGCCUCAACGGCUUGGCGAUAGCAGCGCUCUUCAGUUCCCUGACACUGAGCUACAUGCUGGUGCCCACUGCUGACAGGGCAGGGCUCCGAGAGCUCGCCAACCAUGCCUGGACCACUUGGAACGCGUACGAGCUCACCACUGCUUUGGUUUCGUGCUCGGCGUCUCUCGGGAGCCUAGGCAUCAUACUGAAUCAGUCAUUCGGCUUCUCAGCGAAAUGGGCUUCGCGGAUGACGGCCCUCAUCUUGUCAAUGGCCGUGGGCUUGUAUGGUGGACUCUUGCACUGGCGUUGGCUCGGUUGGGUUGCCUGGUUCACUCUGACCGGGACUCUCGGCCUGAGGAACAACGCCGGACUCGACGAAAUGCAGAAGCGUGGCAAGCUGGGAGAGGCGCCGAGGCAUCGCAUCUCUGCGCGCGCUGCUUUGGAGAUGUGGUACCUGCUUCUCGGGAAUAUCUUGUGGCAGGCAUCACUGGCAGUCCUCAAGAACUUGAUCAAUAUGCUAAUGCCCAAGGAGCUCCAAUUUUACGCCCCUUGGCUGCCGUUCUUCAAGCUGGGCGAGGAUGUCGACAUUGGCGUGGCUGCAUACCACGCCACAAAGGAGGGCAAGGAGUCCGAAGUGGGGCCCCGGCACUUUGUCAUCAGCGUCAGGCAUAUGGAUACUGCACAUCCGGAUGGUCAGCGAGACCUGCAACUGCACCGAAAUACUGCGCAAGACAUGUGGACGAAGUGCAAAGACACUUCCGGCGGGGGGCUGAUUGCCAACGUCAACUGUUUCUUCCCGCACUUGGCAGGCUCCACCCACUGCAAAGAGAUCAAUCUCAGCGGCUGGACGUCUCAAGAAGCU
Molecule: messenger RNA, 858 nt
Organism: Symbiodinium sp. CCMP2456
Lineage: Eukaryota; Dinophyceae; Suessiales; Symbiodiniaceae
Source: the annotation of a GenBank genome assembly